This is a messenger RNA of Macadamia integrifolia, 1704 nucleotides long. RefSeq lists its product as uncharacterized. Lineage: Eukaryota; Viridiplantae; Streptophyta; Magnoliopsida; Proteales; Proteaceae. The transcript has a single exon. Gene Ontology annotation, molecular function: nucleic acid binding; zinc ion binding. The coding region runs from base 1 to 1704 and encodes 567 amino acids. The record is from RefSeq and is a predicted model, not a curated record.
AUGAGAGAGGAAGAGGAGAGAUUGGAAACUGGGCCGGAAUUUUUUGCCCCUGCCGGAGGCCGGCCACCGGAUAGAAGUAAACAAAUGUUAAUCACUGAUUUCUGGAGCCUUGCUUCCAACCAUAGCUAUGCUUCAGUGGAGGAUCAUAGAGAAUUAGUGCCUAAGGAGAUCAGGCCGAAAGAGGGUGCAGCAAUGGGGGACCAACGACCUGGAGGAGAUGCUGAAGGUCGUCGUCGAUCCUAUGCUGCUGUGUCAAAGAAGGGGUUGCCAGAUGUGGAUGAUCUUCCAGAGCCUAUCCGCGCUGGGCCUCUGACUAAGGUGGUGGUACCACAAGAGGCUUAUGAAGAGAAACUUCAAACGUUCUCUUUUUCCCUGAUCGGAAGGGUAAAUUUCAGGUUCAUCUCCAUGGAUGAUAUUCGUCGUGAUUCGGCAAAGUUAUGGAACUUGAAGGGGAAGAUUAAUCUUGCUCCUCUAGGGAAGGGUUUCAUCCUCUUCCGGUUUGAGAUGGAGGGGGAUAUGUCAUCGGUAUGGAGACGAGGACCCAUUAAAGUUGGGACUCAGGUGAUUAGAUUUCAGAGAUGGAGGCCAGAAUUUAGCAUCCAUGAUAAUCACACCCAAACUAAACUAGUCUGGGUUCGUUUCCCUGAACUUCCGAUGGAGUAUUGGCAUGAAAAAAUCCUUCUGACAAUGGCCAAAGCCGCAGGGAGGCCUGUAGCAUUGGAUCGCAAAACACUAAAUGGCACCAUGGGCAACUACGCCAGAGUCCUCGUUGAGGUCGAUUUGGUCGGAGCCAGGGUGGAGGAGAUCCAAGUGGAACGAAUGAAACCUGGUACAGACAUCGUCUUCCGGUUCAAACAGAGUGUGUUGUAUGAGGACGAUCUCUCAAGAUGCACCUUAUGCAAAAAACUGGGCCAUAUGGCCAACCAAUGUCGCGAUAAGAAAGACGAAAGAAAGCCUGUUAACCAGAAUAAUGGCAUUUCUCUUGCAGAUGUUCAUGUCCAAGGUAACUUCGCCGGAGUUGGGAGAGAAGGUUCCACUGCAAAAACGGCGAGCCCCAGCUGUGUGAGGAGUCCCAGAUUGGUAGGAGAAUAUUUCUCUCCUACGGUUAUGGAAACAGUGAAUGAGGAAAUUAACGGCCUUGUGGAGGGGAACCUGGUGGUUGACUUAUACAAAGAUAGUAUCUCUAAUGAUGGAAAUACACUUUCACAGAAUUUGGGAGGACCGAAUUCUAUCAAUAAUCACUGCAGGGAGAAUCUGGAGCCAAAUAUGGUGGAUAAUCCAUUGGCUGAGGGUGAAUAUGGGUCGGACCAUAUCAAUACGGUAUCCGACGGGGAAUCUGACUCUGUGGAAAGCGAGCAGCGAAAGGAUGAUGCUAAUCCAAGGGUUGGAAACAAUUUGGAGGAACCUUUUGCAGCUUGGAACUUAAGGCCUCGACGUAAUAUUAAUUACAAUGGAGGUCAUGCUGGUCGAGGAUCAACUAAAGGUGGUAGAGGCGGUAGAGGUGAGGAAGGGGUGGUGGCUGAGCAUAUUGUAAAGGGACUUCCUCCCACCCAGCUGGAGGGAGGACGUGCUUUUGUUCAACAUCCAGAGGUUGCUGCUAUUGAUAAUGCUUUACGCGCAGAGGAGGCGGCAGCAAGGAAAGGCAAAGUUCUAGAAAAGGAGCAGACAUCCAAGUCGGCUCAUCAGACCUAUACCAAAAAGUGA